This is a messenger RNA of Nematolebias whitei (Rio pearlfish), 1861 nucleotides long. RefSeq names its product PARP1 binding protein. NCBI's taxonomy places the organism in Eukaryota, Metazoa, Chordata, Actinopteri, Cyprinodontiformes, Rivulidae. The coding region runs from base 74 to 1861 and encodes 595 amino acids. Gene Ontology annotation, biological process: negative regulation of double-strand break repair via homologous recombination. Gene Ontology annotation, cellular component: chromatin. The record is from RefSeq and is a predicted model, not a curated record. The transcript has 10 exons.
CAAGCCUUAGUAUUUUUUUAUAUUGUUUAAUUGUUCUUGAAACAGGCAAAUAAACUAGAUUGGUGAGUAAUUUAUGCCACAUCUGUUUAAGGCAAUCAUGGAAGCUUUAGGGGACCGUCUCAAGUUGAUGGUGAAGACCUUCAGGAGGGAGAGCCACAGACUUCUACAGUCAGAGAGGACCACCAUUCAUGGAGCUGACGACAUGCUGACGACGCUGCAGCUGGCCAUGGCAGAAGUUAAUAAGCAGCGUGGCGGAGAGUUCAGAGUGGCUCUGAGCGACGUCCUGUUGGCCUGGAAACACUUAUUGUUAGGCAAACUCCACUUGCCACCCCCCAGCUCUGCACACUUUGAGAACUAUGAUCUCAUCCUGGAGGCGUAUGACUCUGUCCUGAAACACUCCAACGCCGUCGAUCUGGUUGACGUCCUCUCCAUGUACAAACAGCUGAGAGUAGUGGGCUCUGACCCAGAGGAGCCUGUGAGCCCGAUCCAGCUGUUUGAGUUUCUAACGGGUAAUGUCGAAGUCCCAGAUUUGUCAGACUCAUCAGUCACUUCAACGCCAUCUAGUAGAAGCAGGUCUUGCAGCUUACAGGUCAAAAUGGCAGUGAGACGAGUUUUCUGCUCCUACCUGAGUUUGCUGGUAAACUCCAAAAACGACAUGGCCUUGGCGCUCACCCUCGAUGUCCCGACUCGCUCUCUUGGACGGCAGGCAUUUACUGACAUCAAGCAUGCUGCGUACGACAGCAAAACCUCUCUCUUCUUAGCUGUGACCUCUUUUAUAAGAGCCAUCCAGCUCGGAGGGAAGGGUUACGCUCCAGCAGAGUCCGAUCCACUCAGGAAACACAUCAAAGGCCUGUCCGACUAUGUCCAGUUUCUAGACAACCUGGAAGAAAUACUGGGGGAAAUUCCCGACCCGAGUGCUUGUGGAGCCAGGCUGCUGGCGGCCAUCAGGGCGGCGCUGUUAAAGGGACGCAGCAGUGGAGAUGCCGUUUGCGCUGCAGCAGAAGACGUUACAACAGAGCUGAAGGAGAGGAUCUUCCAGCUCCAUCAGAUCCAGAAACGUGCUGCAAACGAGUGUGGGACCGGGAUAAGUCCUGCCAGGCCAAAAGCACAUGCCGUCAAUCAUGCCACUGCGUACGGAGGUCGAGACACUGUGAAGGUGCUCAAGGCGCUGCUUGAUGAAGAAGCGCUGGUUCCUCCAUGUCCAAACAAGGCGGACCUUCUGUCUGAGGACCAGCCUGUCCUCUGUGGAGCUGAGGGAACCUGCAUCCUCAUGCUGUUCAGAUCCCCUGAAGUGUCUACUGGAUGUUCUCCAGAACCCCUGAGGAACAGAGCCCAGAGUCGACUCAACCUGCUCAAACCCAAGCCCAGAGACAAGGUAAUACGAUCCCAGUUUGCCUGCACAUAUAAAGAUGAAGAGCUACCACUCAACCGGGUCCUGGACUUCCCAAGCACCAGCCAGAUGCCUACCUGCAUGCACCCAGCACCCAAGCUAAAAACCAUUCUAGACGUGGUUGACGGGAUCAGCCUGGAUACGGAAGAAACAACCACAGCCAAGUUGACCCGUGACCACUGGAAAAAAGAGGCACAGCAGGAGACUCUCAGGCAAAGAAGUGGAAACGCUCAACACGAAGGUGCCGGUCCAAGGUGUAAAAGGAAAGCUAGCGAUCAGAUGCAGAACAGGGGUAACAAAAGGAAGCAGAAGGAUUCUGAUCAGCCCAUUGGAUCUGAGAAUGAACCUCCAGAGAAGAAACGGCACACUCAUGUGUCAAUCAAAGUUCCCGGCAAAAAUGUCAGCAAGACCUCAAAUAAAAAGAAGCUAAUAGCCGGACAGGCAAAGCUAACCAGCUUCUUCAGGGUUUAG